GGAGUGCCGUAAAGGUUACCCACCACGCCAUGCAAACGAUCCAGAUCCGUCUGUAUAUCCGGGCAUUCAACACACAGCUCCACAGUGGCCAACAUGUGGCCAAUCUAUGGGGUACGAGGCUCAGCCGGGUUAUCAAGCUGGGUUCCAACCUCCGCUCGGGUACCAGCAAGGUGCGCCCCCGUUCUUUUACCAAGAUCAGCCUUGUUACCCAACGCCACAUUCGUACACAGACAGACCUUACCCUCAGGGGUCACAGAGUGGUCAGCAGCCUUACGGACAGCAUAUUCCUGGACAGCAAUAUACUACAACAGAAGUUGUCGUCACACAGCCUGUUCAGCGGCCAGGGAAUGAGGUUACCAUAAAUCCACCACGCGACUACAUGGCUCUCGCCAUCCUUGCAACCAAUUGCGUUUGUCCGAUUGGUUUUUUCGCCAUCUUCCACGCGUCGUCCGUAAGACCAGUGUUAUAUGCUAUUUUUUACCGAAGCAGUUAAAAUGUUGUUUAUUCGUGGUUUUGAAGACGAUAAGCGAAAAGAUCAUAUUAAAUGACAAAUAAUAGUUCGUUAUAGCUGAUGUUGUGUCAUUGACAUGUAUUUAUGAUGUAAAACACAUAUGUUAAUUAAUAAGACAUUUGAUGACAAGAUAAGAUUUUUUCUCACCUGGCCACCAAGAACAUUGCCAGAUCAGUUUGUGUUCGUCAUCCCUGUGAUUGUUGGAUUCUUCAUUUAAACGACUUGCCAGACUUAGCUUUACGAAAUUGAACAUGGUUGCCCAUCUUUUAGAUCUGUUCCACUCGUUCCGGUGUGGUUUAUAUGCAUAUAUCCACAGCAA
Dreissena polymorpha is the source of this 830-nucleotide messenger RNA. RefSeq lists its product as uncharacterized. Bases 30 to 362 code for a protein of 110 amino acids. The transcript is spliced from 2 exons. The record is from RefSeq and is a predicted model, not a curated record. NCBI's taxonomy places the organism in Eukaryota, Metazoa, Mollusca, Bivalvia, Myida, Dreissenidae.